Molecule: messenger RNA, 3904 nt
Organism: Onychostruthus taczanowskii (white-rumped snowfinch)
Lineage: Eukaryota; Metazoa; Chordata; Aves; Passeriformes; Passeridae
Product: protein kinase C-binding protein NELL1-like
Exons: 8
Coding region: 49-735 (228 amino acids)
Molecular function (GO): calcium ion binding; protein binding
Source: RefSeq, a predicted model, not a curated record
CUGAGGCUCCUCCAGGAAGGUUUUAUACAUAGAGCCAGUGUCACCCGAAUGAUUCCUUUUGUGCAGUGCACUGGAUUGCAGACAGCUGAUAUCGAUGAGUGUGCCUUAAAGAUCCACACCUGUUGGAAUGAUUCAGCCUGUGUGAACCUGGCAGGAGGGUUUGACUGCCUUUGUCCAUCCGGGCCGUCUUGCACUGGAGACUGUCCCCAUGAAGGUGGCUUCAAGAGGAACGGGCAGGUGUGGACCCUGAGAGAGGACAGAUGCUCCGUUUGCUCCUGCAAGGACGGGAGGAUUUUCUGCCGGAGAACAGCCUGUGACUGCAGGAACCCCAGCGCCGACCUCUUCUGCUGCCCGGAGUGCGACACUCGCGUCACCAGCCAGUGCCUCGACCAGACGGGGCACAAGCUCUACCGCAGCGGGGACAACUGGACCUACAGCUGCCAGCAGUGCCGUUGCCUGGACGGAGAGGUGGAUUGUUGGCCUCUUCAGUGCCCGACCCUGAACUGCGAGUACACAGCCAUCUCAGAAGGAGACUGCUGUCCUCACUGUGUCAGUGACCCCUGUCUGGCUGACAACAUAUCCUAUGACAUCAGGAAAACCUGUCCAGAUGGUUAUGGAAUCACAAGGCUUAGCGGUGCUGUGUGGACAAUGGUGGGAUCUCCUUGUACAACCUGCAAAUGCAAGAACGGGAAUGUCUGCUGCUCGGUGGAUUUAGAGUGUCUCAACAACAACUGACCUGGGCAGAGUGGACUGUACCAAGGGAGGAAAACUGCUGGAGUUACCACCUGAAGGAAGCUGUGUGCAUUGGCAUUUUAUACAACGGACAAUUAGCCAAGUCUCCGAAAGAGGAAGAUGUUUGGGAGUUGCCUUUGGGAGCUGUCACUAUGCUCAUCCUUGCUAGCCUUGUCCGGGUGACUUCCAGCACAGCAUAUAGAAAUCAAUGGUUGCUACAAGUUUUCAGUGUUGUAAAUUACACCCCUUUCCUGUCAAGAAAUUUGCAAAUAUGUUUAAGUUAUUUCAUGGGUAAACUAAUGCAGUAUUUUUUGUUUUAAUUUGUGUAUUGACAACAUUGAUAGAAUUCAGCUCUUCUUAUUUUGAAUCUAGAUUUUACAAAUAAGACAGCCUGUUGUGAUUUUGUCCCAUGAUAUCACAUACUUGGUUCCAAGGUCCCUGUUAGAUGUAUUUAUGAAAAUAUGUAUGUAUGUACAGUCAGAUUGCAUAAUACUUAUAUUUCACAGCUGUCCAACAUUUUAAAGCAUUCAAAGGUAUGGACAGAAUGAAAGUAAUCAAAAUAAGUCUGUCUUAAACUAUAAAAUUAAAUGCCAUGAACUGAAUGAAAUGGCAGAAUAAGCACUUUCUUCUUCAAAAAUGCAGAGCAGCAACAAGACUUCUAUGGUGAGAAAUGGAACUAAAACCCCAUCCCCCUGCCAAUUCAACACAUAUUCAAGGAGGAAUCACCAGUCAUUAGUAUAAUUCCUCUGGAUUAUACAGUGCUAAAACUGUCAGAGACCCUUAAGAUUAUAUAGUUUGAGUAGGUUAGAAUUUGCUUGCAUUUGUAACAUCAUUGAUGAGUUCAGAAUUUUUCCUUUUUUGUGUUUAAGGUAAUAAUGAUGUCUGUCAUCCUGUGACUGCUGCCAUAGUGACAAAGUGCAGAGGCACCUGUUCCAGCAACAGGAGACCUUAAUGCUUGGUAGCUUCCAUUACCAACAGCUCAGAAACAGAUUUUAUCUUCUCAUGUUUUAUGACAUUCAAAAAUACUUGAAUUUACUGUGUUGUUGGGGACUUAAGUUUAGACAGGAAUUUAAAUCAAGACUCUUAGCCCUAUAUGGAGGUUAGAUCUUAAAUUCUCUUCAAGUAAUGUCUGGUUUUUUCCACAGGCUAGAAAGUAUUAGAACAAGAAUAUAUUUCUAUGGCGAUGCAUCUACAGCUUAAAUGUCACAUUUUUAAUGUGCUGUUGUGUUUUGUUCUGCUCAUUUGUGUAGUGUCUUUUUCUCUUUUUGUUUAUUUAAUUAAACACACUGAAUAUAUGGAAAAGAUUGCAGAAAUAACUAUAGUGGCUACAGUUUGGAAAGUCUACAUUUGUGAGUUUUUCAUAGUUUCAUGAAGAAAAUGUGAAACUGAUCAGUAAGAAAGAAGUGUGAGUAUACAGUGAAAAUAUUAGUUGUUAAAUGAAGUACUAUUACAUUUAUAAGGGGACAGUGGCAAAGAAUAUAAAAUUACUUUCAGUCAUUCAGAUAACUUUAUUCCAAUUUUUUUCACCAGGUUUUGUUUUAGUUAACAGCUUUGUGUCGUAAAGUUAAAUUUAUUUUCAUAAAAGGCCCCAUCAUUUUCAGCUAAUAAUGAAUUGAGACUAUUUGCAUUGCCCUGAUGAUUGUAUAAAAAGGGAAAGAGUUGUGUUUUAUAUGAUACUCAAAGGAUGUUUGUAAAUCAUAAUGUCAGCUCAUUUUGUAUAUCACAUUGUAAAACCCAAUGGUAAUUCAGUUGGAUAAGAUACCCAGUGGGCUGAGAUAUGAAGGGGAAUGAUUUAAAAUCUGUGGGCAUCUAAAUAAACUCCUAUGUACAGAUUGCUUUCCCUUAGUUUUAUUAGCAGGAUUCUUAAAUACUGAUCAAUGUCCUUUCCAGCCUGAGCUCAUGAUAUUGCACAAAAGGGGGAAAAAGUGUUUGCCCAGAGGUACAGCCUCAGAGUGGUAAGAAAUAUGUCAUUUAUACUCAGGCAGAAUCAUAUAUUCCACUCUGUCAUAUUGAAUUUCUGAAGCUCUGUAAAUGGAUUAAAGACAGUGCAGUCUCUGAAAAUCAUUCUUUUCCCUUUUACCUUGUAGUAGUGAAGCCCUUUCCCAGGAUGCUUGUGGAAGCUCCAGAUCUCAUUAGGAUCAUAUUUAGCAGGACCACAGAAGUUCACACUUUUCCACUGCAGACCAAUUUUCUUCCAGAGCUCAAAUGCAAAUUAAUUCAGUAAAACUGUUUCAGAGCAUUUUAUACAGCAUUAUGUGUCAUUACCUCCAGAGUGAUGCAGCUUGAAUUGUUUACACAAAGUCAAAAUAUUGACACAGACAUGUUUAUGUUGCAUUUUAAGCAGUUGCCCUGACUGUGAUGAACUUUCCCUCAUGAAGUAAUUUGAUCACUAGUCACAUCACAUGUAUCUUCAGAGCACUCAGAAGCCCCAACCCCAGCUCAAAGAGCACAUUAUGAAGGAAAACUUAAUUCCCGGUGUCCCAUGUGACCAAGGCUGUCAUUCCAAGAUAGAGGAUGAACCUGGCCUGUGAUGAAUUGCAAAGGAUUUGGAUAAAGCGUGAAUGUUCAUCUUCAUGGACAGGAUUUCUUCUCUACAGGAAAUGUAGUCCAGGGAUGUGUAGGUCGCAGAGGAUCCACCUUGUGACACUGAUACUUUACAGACCUUUAUUCUCAUUGCUGCAUCCAUUUCUGCCUUGAGGCAGUGAAGAGGGCUCCUGUUUGCUCUGCAUCCCUGCACAGUUUCACUAAAAUUGAAUCAUCUCCAAUGUAUCUGCUAAACCCUGGCUAAAGACAAGAAGAUUUGAACACAGCAAGAACUCCAUAAUGAAAUACCCAGGGGAGCCAUGCAUGCACUUGUGAAGGGAAGAAGCUGAGACUAAACACCUACCUGCACCUACCUGGUCAGCAGGAGAUCAGAAGUUAUGCUCAGCUCCCAGCAACCUACCUGUCGGCAUGGAAUGUUGCUGUAAAAUCCAUGAAGUUAUGCUGCCUUCGCAGUGAAGCCUCCAGCCAGAUGAGAUUUGUAUGUGUGAGGAGUUUGUGCUGGGUGGAAAUACCUGAAAUACUGCAGUUACCUGUUUGUUGAAGAACAAGCAUCCACAAAUAAAUGUAAUUUUGAAUUGUCCCAUUGACUGCCCAACACCACAAAAUAAAACAGUCUCUUUCCUGCUGA